UGUUUGGCCAUUCGAAGUGUCUUAGCUCACUCUCUGCUUUGCUACCAUUCCGAGAGCCAUGACCACGCUUUAUUGUUGGCUAUUACUCCUUGGAUAUUGCUACGGUUGCUUUGCUUUCGACGAAGACAAACAAAGUGACGGGCAAAACAAAUUUCUGAUAUUUAAUGAUGAUCCCGAAAGUCCGGCCAUUUUCAUGGUUCCUUCAGAAAGUCAUUCUUUAGCUUCUUAUUUGUUGGAUAAUAUGUUAGAUUCGUACGAUCGCCAACUUUCGUAUAAGAGGGCUCAAGCCUUUACUCCACGAAUAGGAAGAAAGAAGAGGUCUACCGAAACUUCUUUGUUAGAACGAAUGAUGCCUGCACCCAGAGUUGGAAGGGGUGAUCAAGAUGUUGGAGGAAUACAAUUAAGGGCCGCUUUUAUUCCUCGCCUAGGAAAAAGAAUCUUCGAUAGGGAUGAAGAUAAAAGAGCUCGAGCAGCGUUUACACCCCGAAUCGGAAGGACAGCCUUCACACCUCGUUUGGGCCGUUAAAUUUUGAAGAGGAAAAAAAAAACAUUAGAAAAUGUCUGAAUUGUAAGAAAUAAAAAACAUAAUUAUAAUAAAUCUGACU
Centruroides sculpturatus (bark scorpion) is the source of this 605-nucleotide messenger RNA. RefSeq lists its product as uncharacterized. Bases 59 to 526 code for a protein of 155 amino acids. Gene Ontology annotation, biological process: neuropeptide signaling pathway. NCBI's taxonomy places the organism in Eukaryota, Metazoa, Arthropoda, Arachnida, Scorpiones, Buthidae. Gene Ontology annotation, molecular function: neuropeptide hormone activity. The transcript has 2 exons. The record is from RefSeq and is a predicted model, not a curated record.